AUGAAUUACAAAUUAAUACAAAUUACUUCGUCUCUUCUUUUAAUGUGCUUAUGUGAAGCAUACAGUAACGAGAAAAAUAAUAAUAAUGGGACUAUAUUUACCAAAUCAAAUCGAUUGUUAUCUGAGCCAGAAAACAAUGAAAUGGGAGAAGGAUUAUAUGAAGAAAAUGUAUCACUAUAUGAUGACAAAGAGCCUAUAAGCGGCGACCAAGAAUCAAUUUUUGAAGAUCAAACAAAUAAUGAAGAUCAACCAAUUUUUGAAGAUCAAACAAAUAAUGAAGAUCAACCAAUUUUUGAAGAUCAAACAAAUAAUGAAGAUCAACCAAUUUUUGAAGAUCAAACAAAUAAUGAAGAUCAACCAAUUUUUGAAGAUCAACCAAUUUUUGAAGAUCAACCAAUUUUUGAAGAUCAACCAAUUUUUGAAGAUCAACCAAUUUUUGAAGAUCAACCAAUUUUUGAAGAUCAAACAAAUAAUGAUGAUCAAACAAAUAAUGAAGAUCAAACAAAUAAUGAAGAUCAACCAAUUUUUGAAGAUCAACCAAUUUUUGAAGAUCAAACAAAUAAUGAAGAUCAACCAAUUUUUGAAGAUCAAACAAAUAAUGAAGAUCAACCAAUUUUUGAAGAUCAAACAAAUAAUGAAGAUCAAACAAAUAAUGAAGAUCAACUAAUUUUUGAAGAUCAAACAAAUAAUGAAGAUCAACCAAUUUUUGAAGAUCAAACAAAUAAUGAAGAUCAACCAAUUUUUGAAGAUCAAACAAAUAAUGAUGAUCAAACAAAUAAUGAAGAUCAACCAAAUAAUGAACCAGUAAUGAAAAUUUAUGUCCCAAAAGACCCACCUUUUGCAAAAACAAAAAUAAACACCACUCCAAAACCAAAUAUAAGAACAGGGAUACCACCAGAGCACAUACAAAUUAUAGAAAUGCCAUUUAGAUCACCUACUCCUCCUCCACCACCAGUAAAGGUGACCUACAAAACCUCAGUAAUCCCAAAACUUAAAUUAAAAAAACCAUCUCAACCGGUGGAUAAUUCAUGUGACAUGUAUCCAAACAGUAAAGAAAUUGAAGAUGAUAUGAUCGAGUGGGAUAACUUUAUAUAUGUAAUUGAUAACGUUGAUUCAGAUGAUCCAGGCUUAGAAGAUUAUUUGAAAGAUAAAGUUUAUCCAUAA
Molecule: messenger RNA, 1164 nt
Organism: Plasmodium berghei ANKA
Lineage: Eukaryota; Apicomplexa; Aconoidasida; Haemosporida; Plasmodiidae
Product: erythrocyte membrane associated protein 2
Exons: 2
Coding region: 1-1164 (387 amino acids)
Source: RefSeq, a predicted model, not a curated record